AUGGCUCUUCCUAUUGCAACCAUUGUGGAUAUUGUUAGUAUGUCAUUGUCAUUCUUAAUCACGGCCAUGACUGCUUGGGAAUUUUAUCGCCGUCGAACUCGGAAGCAUCGUAAAUCAGCGUGUAAUAACACCGGAAACCUUCAGAGCGUUCUCUCGAGGAUGGACUUGAGAUGCGAAGCGAAAAUUCUAGCACUAAAAGCGAUGAAGGCCACCAUUAGUUCCUCGUAUCAAGACAGUGUAGUGGACUAA
Messenger RNA from Daldinia loculata, 249 nucleotides. RefSeq lists its product as uncharacterized. The record is from RefSeq and is a predicted model, not a curated record. The coding region runs from base 1 to 249 and encodes 82 amino acids. NCBI's taxonomy places the organism in Eukaryota, Fungi, Ascomycota, Sordariomycetes, Xylariales, Hypoxylaceae. The transcript has 3 exons.